Messenger RNA from Protopolystoma xenopodis, 372 nucleotides. NCBI's taxonomy places the organism in Eukaryota, Metazoa, Platyhelminthes, Monogenea, Polystomatidea, Polystomatidae. The record is from the annotation of a GenBank genome assembly.
AUGACUUGUGCUUAUGCACCCUCUGGCAACUAUGUUUCUUGUGGCGGUCUCGAUAAUAUAUGCUCUAUAUAUAGCCUCAAGACUCGUGAGGGAAAUGUAAGAGUCAGCAGAGAGUUGCCUGGACAUACUGGUUAUCUUUCGUGCUGUAGAUUUCUUGACGAUAAUCAGAUUGUCACAAGUUCAGGAGACGUAACCUGCGGACUGUGGGAUAUUGAAACGGGUCAACAAUUGGCCGCCUUUACCGGGCACACUGGCGACGUCAUGAGUCUUUCUGUGGCUCCAGACAUGCGUACCUUCGUAUCUGGAGCAUGUGAUGCAUCAGCUAAAGUAAAUAUGGCCAAGAAAAGAGUCUUUAAUAGCAAGCUAUUUUAA